CGGCCCCCCGCUGCCUACGCGAGGCUCGGAACAUCGACCGUCCCUCCCCAGCGCCCGGCUCGAGUCUCCCAGAGGCCUCCCCAAGCUCCUCCCCGAUCCCUUCCAGGGACCAGGAAGGAGACGGGCACUCGCCUGGUAUCCCUCCGCCGGGGUCACUCCCUCCCCUCCGUGAUAGCAGGAACUAAUUCCCCCUCGGGUCACCCGGGAGCCUGGAUGUGGAAAUUUCAAGGACCCGGGCUCCUCACGACCCUUGAGGAGGGGACGGUCACCCCGAGCGAGGAACCAUCUGCCAUCUGAAAAGCGGGGAUUCGGUUUGAUAACUAAGGUUUGGGGGGCUCCCCCCCUCCCACCCUGACCCCCACCAAGCCCCGCCCCUUCCUGGUUGUCUUAGCGACGGCGGUGGCGUCCCAAGAUGGCGUCCUGGCUGCCGGAGACUCUGUUCGAAAUUGUAGGACAAGGCCAAGCUCCGAGCAAAGACUACUACCAGUUGUUGGUCACCCGCUCUCAGUUAAUCUUUAGAUGGUGGAAGAUCUCUCUAAGGAGUGAGUUUCGGUCAGCCAAACCUGGAGAAACAAAAGAAACCCAUGAAGACUUUCUAGAGAAUUCCCAUCUUCAAGUCCAAAUCGCCUUAAUAUUUGGUGGAAGAAUAUUGGACUAUGUCUCCAAUUUGUGUGGAGGUAAAUUCGACUUCCUUGAGCGGCUCUCAGACAAAUUGCUCCUGAGUAUCAUUUCUUACCUGGACCUGGAAGAUGUUGGCAGGCUCUCUCAGACAUCACACAGGUUUGCAAAGCUGUGCAUGUCGGACAAGCUAUGGGAGCAGAUAGUCCACUCGGCCUGUGACUCCAUCACGCCUGACAUGAGAGCCCUGGCCAAGGCCAAGGGCUGGAGACACAUAUUCCUCACCAACAAGCUCCAGCUCCAGCCGCAGCUCGGCACAAAGAAACAGAGACGGGGAGGCCAGAGGGAGAAACACCACUAGGGACACUUCUUCCUCCAGGCAGGGACUUGCACUGAUGCCAGGAGUCCUUCACACAGCACUGAAGAUUUGCACGCAAGCAGCAGAACCUGGCUGCUCCGGGCCAUGCUUGAACCACAAGAAUGUUCUACUAGGUAAAAAAACAAGCAAUAAAGGAUUCUAGCAGA
Molecule: messenger RNA, 1143 nt
Organism: Perognathus longimembris pacificus (Pacific pocket mouse)
Lineage: Eukaryota; Metazoa; Chordata; Mammalia; Rodentia; Heteromyidae
Gene: Fbxo36
Product: F-box protein 36
Exons: 4
Coding region: 413-979 (188 amino acids)
Molecular function (GO): protein binding
Source: RefSeq, a predicted model, not a curated record